AAUGUAGGCAGGAUGUAAAAUUACUCUUCACUUAGCUUGUAGAAAGCUUUUAGACAAGGAUACUUUUUCUAAAUCAGACCCAUAAAUUUGGGUUUUCGGAAAACAAUUUCGUAAUAAUUGUUUAGAUCAGAAUUGGUCAUUACUUGGAAAGACUGAAAUAAUGAAAAAUAAUCUUAAUCCAACUUUCUAAACAUCAAUUAUUUUAGAUUAUAUUUUUGAAAUCAAAUAGCCACUUAGAUUUGAAGUAAGAGAUGUUGAUGGAGAAAAAUAUGAUGAUCUUGGUUUUGUUGAGUCUACUGUUGGUACAAUAUUUGGAUCUAGAAAUUAAACUUGUAUACUUAAUUUGAGUUUAGGAGGAAAACUUAUAACUAUGUGUGAAAAGAAUUAAGAUUUAAAUGAAUUAUACAUAAUGCAAAUAAAAGGAUCUAAUUUAAAAGGAUCUUGGUGUUCAUCUCCUAAUCCAAGUUUUAAAAUAUUUAAAUGCUCAAACAAUAAUGAAUUUUUUGCAUAUGAAUCAGAACAUGUACAUAAAACUUCAAAUCCAUUAUGGAAGACUUUUUAAAUGAAACAAUUUAAAAUUGGUGAUAAAUUUAAAAUAGAAGUUUAUGAUUCUAUCCAUAAAACUAUUGGAUCGAAUUAUUUAACAAUAGAUUAAUUAAAGAAAUAAUAAAAAGAUUAUUAAUUAAGUAAUAACGGUGGUUUACUUUAAUUUACUUAAUUUGAAACCAUUUUUAAAUUCACUUUUAUGGAUUAUAUAUAAGGAGGAACUUAACUCAAUCUCAGUAUAGCCAUAGAUUUCACUUAAAGUAAUGGAGACUAAGAUUAAUAUAAUAGUUUACACAAAAUCUAUUCUUAAAAUUAAUAUUCUUAGGCACUCACAAGUAUUGGAGAAAUAUUAUUGGCAUAUGAUUAUGAUCAAUAAGUUCCUUGUUAUGGUUUUGGUGCAAAAUUAAAUUUUCCUUAUUUAAAAUCAAAUACUGUAAGUCAUUGCUUUCCAUUAUCAGGAGAUCCUAAUAAUACAUAUGCUUAAGGACUUGAUGGAAUUCUUUAAAUGUAUUAAAGUGCUUUAAAUCAUUUAUUAUUUUCUGGCCCUACAUACUUUGGUCCAUUGAUUGUUGAAGCUAUGAAAUAGGCUACUAUUAUUAAAUAAUAAUAACUUAAUUAAUAUUUAGUAUUACUGAUAUUAACUGAUGGAGCUAUUCAUGAUAUGGAUCAAGUUGAAUAAUAUUUAGAAUAAGCAGCCUUUUUACCAAUUUCUAUUAUUAUUAUAGGAGUUGGUGAAGAUGACUUUACUUUAAUGAAGAGAUUAGAUGGAGAUUUACGUAUUAUUUUUAUUUAAUUAUAGCUGAUGGAGCAAUGAAAUAGUAAAUAAACAAAAGAGAUCUUGUGCAAUUUGUUCCAUUUAGAGAUUUUAAAAACUCAAUGUUAUUAGCUAAAGAGGUUCUAGAAGAAUUACCAGAUUAAUUAACUAAUUAUAUGGAAAUGCAAGGCAUUAAACCUGGAGCACCUCCAGUUCAUUAAAUGUAGGACUUUGGUAUGACAAUGCCUUAGCAAUAAUAAUAAAUUUAAUGAU
Paramecium pentaurelia is the source of this 1573-nucleotide messenger RNA. Lineage: Eukaryota; Ciliophora; Oligohymenophorea; Peniculida; Parameciidae. The record is from the annotation of a GenBank genome assembly.